Messenger RNA from Vanessa atalanta (red admiral), 3303 nucleotides. RefSeq names its product methylcrotonoyl-CoA carboxylase subunit alpha, mitochondrial (gene Mccc1). The record is from RefSeq and is a predicted model, not a curated record. The transcript has 14 exons. Lineage: Eukaryota; Metazoa; Arthropoda; Insecta; Lepidoptera; Nymphalidae. Gene Ontology annotation, molecular function: ATP binding; methylcrotonoyl-CoA carboxylase activity; metal ion binding. Gene Ontology annotation, cellular component: mitochondrion. Bases 290 to 2416 code for a protein of 708 amino acids.
CUUAAAUUUGAAACAAAUAAACAACUAUUAUUAAAUAUUUCGUUCAUUAUCAUUACCAAAUGUUAUUCUUGAAUUAAUUAUAAGAUAAGGAAUACGAUUAUUACCAUGUAUGACGAUAAGGUAGUAAUUGUACGCACAGAUUAUAUACAUACACAUGUAGAUGUACAUUUUUAUCGAAAUAAUUCGCUGCAUUACAUCGGUGAAGAGGCUCGGCAACCAAAAACUCUUAUCUUCCUUCCCACAUAACGAUAACGUUAAUUCUGCUCGUUUUAAUUAAUAAUUAGACAAAAUGUCAUAUUUAAAUAAAUUAAAUAGGAUUUGCUCAACUCUAAAUCUUCCAUAUAGUGUAAGGUUUAACCAUGCGAAGCAGCUCAAAUCAGAUAUACAAUGGAGGCAAAUUGAUAAAGUAUUGAUAGCCAAUAGAGGUGAAAUAGCAUGUAGGGUUAUGAGAACAGCUAAGAAAUUAGGCAUAAGAACAGUAGCAGUGUACUCAGACGCUGAUAAACAUGCAAUGCAUGUUGAAAUGGCUGAUGAAGCAUAUAAUAUUGGACCGGCACCAUCCUCUCAGAGUUAUUUAAAUGCAGCAAAGAUUAUAGAAGUAGCCAAAAAGUCUAAUAGUCAAGCCAUUCAUCCAGGGUAUGGAUUUCUCUCAGAAAAUGUUGAGUUUUGUGAAAAGUGUGCAAAUGAAAAUGUCAUCUUUAUUGGUCCUCCAACUUCAGCAAUAAGAGACAUGGGUAUUAAAAGCACAUCAAAAGCUAUCAUGUCUAGUGCAGGUGUGCCCAUAGUAAAAGGAUACCAUGGAGAGGACCAAAGCAUUGAAAAAUUACAGGACGAAGCAAAAAAAAUUGGCUUUCCAUUAAUGAUUAAAGCCGUUCGAGGUGGUGGAGGCAAGGGUAUGAGAAUCGCUAUGACUGAAUCUGAUUUCUUAUCGCAACUGGAGUCUGCGAAGAGAGAAUCUCUUAAAUCCUUUGGUGAUGAUAAUAUGCUUUUAGAACAAUAUAUCACUGAUCCCAGACAUGUAGAAGUACAGGUGUUUGCCGAUAUGCACGGCAAUGCAGUUCAUUUAUUUGAGAGAGAUUGUUCUGUACAGAGACGGCAUCAGAAAAUUAUUGAAGAAGCACCAGCGCCCGAUAUUUCCGAAGAAACUCGUAAAGCCCUUGGCGAGGCAGCCGUGCGUGCUGCUAAAGCAGUCGGCUACGUCGGCGCCGGCACCGUUGAAUUCAUUCUACACCGAGUGACGCAUGACUUUCAUUUCAUGGAGAUGAAUACGCGAUUGCAAGUGGAACACCCCAUUACGGAAAUGAUAACAGGUACAGACUUAGUAGAAUGGCAAUUGCGGAUAGCAGCUGGUGAACCACUCCCAGUGACUCAAGAGGACAUAGUCCGUCGCGGUCACGCUGUGGAGUGCAGGAUAUACGCGGAAGAACCACGGGCAGGAUUCCUGCCACGAGCUGGAACUCUACACAGGCUUACCCAACCUACAACAGAAGAAAACGUGCGAGUCGAAACUGGAGUCAGAGAGGGCCAAGAAGUGUCUGUUCACUAUGACCCCAUGAUUGCUAAACUGGUCGUAUGGGGCAGGGAUCGUAAUGAAGCGCUUCUUAAAACUAGACGAAAACUUUCCGAAUACCAAGUAGCGGGCUUGGAGACGAACGUGAACUUCCUGCUGCGCCUGAGCGGGGCGGGCGCGUUCGUAGCGGGCGACGUGCACACGGCGUUCAUCCCGCAGCACGAAGCGGAGCUGUUCCCGCCGACCGACUCGCAACUCGGCGACGAACGAGCCAUACAAGCUGCACUGGGACAUUUAAUAAAAUCUCAGACCGAUGUUUCUUCAAAUGACUCAUGGAAAGGAAUCUCAGUAACUCCAAAUGCAUGGAGACCGAAUUAUAACCUACAAAAGACGGUGCAUUUGAAGUUUGAUGAGACUGACAUAAAUGUAACGGUUAAGUUUGAAAGCACUCCGAAUACAUAUCUAGUGAAAGUAAACGACGGACAAUUCAUACCGGUUGAGGCGCACGUACAGACAACAGAACAAGGUCUCAGAUUGAUCACCAAAAUUGGUGACAAAACGAGCAACGUCGGUUUGUUGACCCACGAGAACGAAGUACAUGUUUAUGAUGAGAAUGGUCAAACAGUAGUGAAUCUACCACGUCCGAAGUAUCAAGCACUAGCAGCAGACGCGACCGCUUCGGCGGACAGCGCUUGCUCUCCGACUCCCGGUGUCCUUGAGAGGGUAUUGGUUAAUAAAGGCGACAAGGUGGUAAAGGGGCAGCCAUUGUUCGUGGUGAUCGCUAUGAAGAUGGAGUACGUGGUGCGGUCACCGAGAGAUGGCGUCGUAGCUGACAUUGCCAGCUUGAAGCAAGGAGACGCCGUAGGGAAGGGCGCACAAGUGGUUCUACUACAAGGAGAAAAUUAAAGUUUUUGUUUAUAAAAACAAUUAUCGUACAAAAUUCAAGUAACAGAAAUUCAAUUGUAUAUGUGGUCGUUUCUUACAAGUAAUAUUUUACAAACUAUUUAAAGUGUAAGCGUUUAUCGGUAUUUGGAAAGGAAAUAGAAGACAAUUUAAUAUUGUAAAUGCUAUUUUUAAAAUGUUUUAUACAGUAGUACCUCUAUAAGUCGAACAUCAAGGGAGACGCCAAAAAAUUCGAGUUACAGAGUUUUCGACUUAUAGAGAAUUUCGCCUUAGGCAGAUUUUGAUUCGACAUAAAGAGGUUGAGAUUCAUUCUUAUCAGUUUUGACUUAGAGAGGUAAUAUGGCAUUAAUAAAAGUCGGUAAUUUUUUUUUUUACUUUAUGUAAUUCAUUUAUUCAAACUAAUUCUGACAAUAUUCACUGCAAAUGACUUGUGCUUCGCUAAAAUUCAAAUGAAAUCAAAACUAAUAAAAUGCAACAGCUGACACCAAGCAAGCAAACACGUGUUAACGUUAGUCAUAAAUUCAUGGUUAUUCUAUUCAUUGUAUACUCCUCCAAAUUGGUUUCUAAAAACAAUUAUGUGCUUACACUGUCGGCGAAUUCUUAAAGUCGGUAACUUAUGUUUUUUUUUCGAACUAAAGAGGUAAUAAAUCAAAUAAUGGAGUUGUAAAGGUUGUAAAAUAAAACAUUGCUAUAUUCGAGAUAUAGAGGUAAAAUUUAAUUUUCGAGUUAUAGAGGGAAAAAAUAGUUUGGAGGGACUUACUGAUUAUUUCGACUAAUAGAGGGUUGAGAUUUCGAGUAAUGGAGGUUUUCAACUUAUCGAGGUUUGACUUAACGAGGUUCUCCUGUAUAUAUUUUCAUAACAUUUAAAAUAAAUCUUUAAAUAAUAUUUG